AUGACUAAAGGAGGCGGCCACCUGCUCCGAAACCUGGACGGCCUGGGCGGCGGACACCUGCUGCGACAGACCAAGAGCGGCCUCGACUCUCUCUCGGGCGCCACCUUCGGAGAGCAGAAGCGUCUCGACUCCCUGAGUGGCAUCACAUUCGGCAGCCAGAAGAGAAACUUUGACGAGAUCGACAGGAGCGGCUUCAACAGCUUCAUCAAGAAGAACUUCGACGAAAUCGACCGUUCGGGCUUUGACCGUUUCGUGAAGAAGAACUUCGACGAGAUCGAUCGGUCUGGCUUCAGCGGCUUCGUGAAGAGGAACGCGCCGAUGCUGGCACGCCACUAUGACCAGGGCGACCACUGA
This is a messenger RNA of Schistocerca gregaria, 354 nucleotides long. RefSeq names its product orcokinin peptides-like. Bases 1 to 354 code for a protein of 117 amino acids. The record is from RefSeq and is a predicted model, not a curated record. The transcript is spliced from 3 exons. NCBI's taxonomy places the organism in Eukaryota, Metazoa, Arthropoda, Insecta, Orthoptera, Acrididae.